This is a messenger RNA of Bacillus rossius redtenbacheri, 18696 nucleotides long. RefSeq names its product epidermal growth factor receptor substrate 15-like 1 (gene Eps-15). NCBI's taxonomy places the organism in Eukaryota, Metazoa, Arthropoda, Insecta, Phasmatodea, Bacillidae. The record is from RefSeq and is a predicted model, not a curated record. The transcript has 19 exons. The coding region runs from base 905 to 3703 and encodes 932 amino acids. Gene Ontology annotation, biological process: endosomal transport; endocytosis. Gene Ontology annotation, molecular function: cadherin binding; calcium ion binding. Gene Ontology annotation, cellular component: cytoplasm; plasma membrane; clathrin coat of coated pit.
UAUGUUUUGCAGAUUUUGGUAGCAUACCAUUUUGUUCUCCUGAAGUUAAGUAUGUAUUAAUUCUGUAUUGGGUAAUCCUGUCAUCCAGUAUAUAUUGAUCCUGUGGUACACGAUGCUUGUAAUUUGAAUUUAGUACAUUGAAAUAUCCUGGAUAUAACAAAAACUCAAAUAUUACAAUACAAACCAAAUAAUGGCAGGUCAUUUAGAAAUGUUUUCGUUCGUAUAGUAUAUUUUAUGAUCAUAAUUCAUUGUUAUACCGCAAGUUUUUUUUGUUUAAUGUCUUACAACAUAUUAAAUAAAAGAGCAAGCAUCAUGUACCACAGGAUCAUGCUUUCAGGAUCAAGGGAUUAACUUGGAUACGUGAUGUAGAACUUUUACCAUUAUGCCUUUUAAAAUCAGUCAAAAGUCUUAACUUGUUUUACUUUAUCUCUUAUUAUAGGCCCUAUGCUUUUUUAAAAUAAUUAUUAUUGAAUACUGCAAAUACCAUUCACUUACCAACUUAAAUGUUGAUGGUAGUCCUUUCUAUGAAUAGGGUGUAAAAUGUUAAAUACGCAAUGUGAACCAUUUUACUUCUGUUGCUCAUGCAAAUAGUACAGUAUUUUGUCUACUUUCAUAGACUGUAAUUUAAAUUUAAAGGAAAACAUUAUUAAAAUAAAUAAAAUUGAUAAUACCAGAACCAGAAAAUAAUGAAAUUCUGUAAUUAAAAACAUUUUUCUAAGGAAAACCACACACAUACCUUGAGUUCCGUCAUGUUUGGUUGUGUGCGAUGUAGGUGCCAGUGAUAAGAAAUGACCUUGGUUGAUAACGUACAGUUGGAUGGAUGGCUAUCUGUCCAAAUAACCUGUGAGAGAUAUGUGUGGCGGAAUGUCUUGGCGCUUGUAAUGACUCCGUCGAAGUAGGCAGCAUGUCAGGUGUUGCAAAAAGCCUGGCUCAAAGGAAGCGCGACUUCUGGCAAUGGGUGGCAGGCAGCUACUCUGCGAUAUACGAGGCAUACUACAGGCAGGUGGACCCCGGCAACCAGGGCAGCGUCGAGGCUUUGGAGGCGGCGAGGUUCCUGAAGAGGUCGGGCCUCCCGGACGCCGUCCUCAGCCGGAUCUGGGACCUGUCCGACCCGGCCGGCAAGGGCUACCUCAACAAGGCGGGCUUCUUCCUGGCCCUGAAGCUCGUGUCCUUGGCGCAGUCCGGCAGGGAGGUCAGCAUGGUGAACGUGUCGCUGGACAGCCCGCCCCCCAAGAUGGGCGACGUGCCACCCGUGAUGCCGCUGCAGAACAGCAUCAUGUCGCCGCCGGUGGUCGGGGGCAGCGCCCUCGUGCCCAGCAGCGACUGGGCCGUGAAGCCCGCCGAGAGAGCCAAGUACGACCAGCUGUUCGACUCCUUGCAGCCCCUCAACGGCAUGAUCCCGGGAAACAAGGUUAAAGGUUUGCUGCUGGAUUCCAAGCUCCCGGUGGAGACCCUUGGAAAGAUCUGGGACCUUGCUGACAUGGAUAAGGAUGGAAUGCUGGAUCGUCAUGAGUUCAUGGUGGCGAUGCACCUGGUGUACAAGGCGCUGGAGAAGUACACGAUCCCCAGCGUGCUGCCGCCGGAGCUGAUGGCCCCGCCCAAGAGGAGGGACUCCGCCUCGCCCGCCUUCCCGGGCGGCGUGCCGGUGCUGCAGAGCUUCCCUGCGCCGGCCGACACCAAGCCCCCGCCCCCGGCGCCGACGGCGCCCCAGUGGGUGGUCAGCGCGGAGGAGAAGGCCCGGUACGACAUCUUGUUCCACCAGACGGACGUGGACAAGGAUGGAUACGUCUCGGGGCUGGAGAUCAAGGACGUCUUCCUGCAGUCGGGGGUGCCUCAGCCGGUGCUGGCCCACAUAUGGAGCCUGUGCGACAUGAAGCAGAUGGGCAAGCUGAACGCGGAGCAGUUUGCGCUGGCCAUGUGGCUCAUCAACCAGAAGCUGAAAGGCGUGGAGCCGCCUGCCGCGCUCGCCCCGGAGAUGGUCCCCCCCAGCUUCCAGCCCAAGCAGCCCGUUGACGGCAUCAUCGAAAACAACAAUGCUCCUUACUCUAAUCCCGAGCUCGACAUGAUAACCAGAGACAUUGAAGAGCUGGCCAAAGAAAAACACUUGCUUGAAUCGGACAUUGCGCAGAAGGAAGCAGACAUCAAGAUUAAGAACGGUGAAAUAAAAAGCCUACAGAGUGAGUUGGAUACCUUGGCUGCAACGCUGAAGCAACUGGAGAACCAGAAAGGGGAAGCACAGAAGAGGUUGAACGACUUGAAGGCGCAGAAAUCUUCAAUAGAGACAGAACUAAAUGACAUCAAGAUGCAGUUGGAAGAAGAGCAGUUGCAGGUGGACAACCUGCGGCGGCAGGCCGGGGAGCAGGAGGCGGCGCUGCGAGCCCAGGAGGAGGAGCUCAGCUCCAAGAAGACGGAGCUGGAGGGCCUGAGGCAGGAGGAGGCCCGGCUCGAGGAGCAGCAGAGGGACUUCCGCGGCCGGCUGGACGGUCUCACCCGCAACCUGCAGGACACCCAGCUGCAGAUCAGCCAGGCGAAGGCGAAGAUAACGGACCUACAGGAGCAGCACAGACAGAUGAACGACGCCAUCUCCGCGUACGACUCGGCGCUGUCGAGCGGGGACCUGUCCUCGCUGAGCGACACGAUGCUCAACCUCAGCCCCGAGUUCCGGAGCCCGGAGUUCUCCAGGAUAGCGCUGGUGAACGGGGGCAGCCCCGUCGAGAACACGCGAUCCUUGCAGAACAGUGCAGAUCCGUUUAGCAGUUUGAACGGGCCUGCAGACAGUGGGGGUUCUGGUUUUGGCAGCGAAGACCUUUUCAAGAAUGAUCCCUUUAAAAGUACAAACCACAAUUCCAAUGUUAUGAAUGCGUAUUCUGCAAAUGAUGCAUUCAGCUCUACAUUUUCAAAUAAACCCAAAGAUUCGUUUACUGCUGCCGAUCCUUUCAAUUCUUUCAGUGCACCUGUUUCAGCAGGACAAGCUGACCCUUUUGACCCAUUUGGAGAUGGCAAUAGUAAGGCAUCUGUGAAGUCUCCUGUAAAUCUGCCAGGAGAGGACCCGUUCGGCUGCGAGCCCUUCGAGGCGUUGCACCCCGCGAGUGCCGGCCCGCCGCCCCGGCCGGAGAGCCCCAGCCCCGCGCUGCCCCCCAAGAAGAGCAAGCAGCCGCCCCCGCGGCCGGCCCCGCCCCGUCCCCAGCAGCCCACGAUGCGUGCCGCCCCCGUGCCGCCCGUGCCCAGCGCGGAGCCCUUCGGCGACCCCGCGGACCUGUUCGGGGACGGCUCUGUGCCCGCCGUCUCCCCGCUGCCGCCGGCUGGCGACCCUUUCGCCAGCAGCGGCGGCGGGGGUUUCGCAGACUUCGCCAACUUCGAGAGCAAGUUUUGUAACGCUCCGGCGGAAGUGGUGGGGGGCCCCGGGAAGGGGGUCCCGCCGAAGCCUGCCGCCAGGUACGCCGAGAUGGAGUUCACCCAGGACCCCUUCAAGGACUACCGCUACGAGGACCCGUUCGAGAUCGCCGACCCCUUCGACGACGGGGGUGGCGCGCCGAGAGCGAACGGGAUCCCCCCGGAGGACCGGCAGAUGGCGUGGGCGGCCGCCGAGAGCCUGAAGCUCGAAGAGGAGAGGCGGAGGAGACUGCGGCAGGAGCAGGCGGACUUUGAGUACGCCUUGGAGCUCAGCCGCUCCGAGGAGCUGCCCAAGAAGGUCGGACACUGACGUUCUAGUCACCGCUAGCACGUAGGAUUCUCACUUCCAGCCUCGGUGCGAUCCCAUGACUGUGAAUUACGAUUCGUGUUUGGAAUUUAUCGAUGUUGAAUUUUUUUUUUUUCUAAGCCAACUUGAGGCCGUUUUAAGUAUGUAAUAAUUGAAAGUUGUACCAAAACAUUUAUGUUAAGGAUGUAUACAUUUUCAAUAUGACAAAGUCUAAAUCAAGUCACAAAUUAAAUUUGUGUAUAGUUGUGUACAGUUGUUGAUUUUGUAAAUAAUUAAUAUUGAUAUAAUAAAUUUAUGCAUGUCAUUGUUUAUCUUAGUCAUAAAUUGUUAUUUAAGAAUUACACUAUGGAAGUAUGUAUUCAUGGGAUGGAUAGUGACUUUGUUUUUUUGGUUUUUACAGAAAUAUUUUCAUGAUUAUUGUAGCUUCGCUACUGUUGUAUUUGUUUAGCCAAGCAAGAAUUAAAUAAUUUAGGUUUUCUAAAUUUAAAUUAUGUACUGGCAUAGUGAAGUCAUACUGUUAGUUUGAUAAGUUUGCAGUUGGUUUGCCUUAUAUAAGUUGUUCAUUUACUAAUUUUAAAUUUUUUUCAUGGCUUUUUUAGAUUUUCACAAUGUUUAGUGAUCUUCUUAAGGAGCCUGCCUACCUGAAAAGAAAAACAAGCAAAACAAUAUGAAUUUUAUCUAAAAAUAUUUUCGUGAACAUAUGCUAUUGCUGGUUUGGACUGGAUGUUGUAGAAAACCUUCAAGAUUAGACAGCAGAGAUAAAUACAUAAACACUCUGAGAACAAGCCAAUAUAAUGCAGGUGUCAAUUUACAUGCCUAGACAGCAGAGAUAAUUCCGUGGACAGAAUUUAGUCACAUAAAUUUAAAGUAGACACCAACAGUAUGCUGACAGCAGGAAUGGUAACUGUCUGGUCAUUGUCAUUUUAGGAACAAGAUUAUAUUGUGAAUUGCGAUAAAACCGAAAUAGCACCGAAAAGCAGUCAAUACACCAUAAUUAUAACACCAAAUUUCAAGUUAAUACACCGCAAAGCACCAAAAUGUAACUAAAAUCAUGAUACCUAUCAGUAUUUUCAAUUAAAGCUUAACUCUAAUAUCAAAUAUUUUAUCUUUUAAAUAUUAAUUUCAAUGAAAGUGUUUUAAAUUUAUUUACCAAGAUGAUUGUACUGCAAUUUAAUAAAAAAAAAAUGCUAAAAGUUUACCCUUUUUUUUUUUAAAUUUUGCAUAUAUUAUUACAUACUCAUUUUUACAUUACAAUCUUAGAACAUUUUCCAAACACCUAAAUACUUAGAGAUUUAUUUUAUUUGUUCUGAAAAGUUAUACAUGCUUAUCACAAAUCAUUAGUUUGAAACGUGCAUCAUGUAUCAGUCCAAAAAAAACAACCUUUUUUUUUUUUUUUUGGAGAAAUUAGUAUCAUGGAUGAUUUAAGUAUCAGAUUUGUUCAGUAAUAUGCUAUCUUUUUUAAUAAACAGAUUUCAUAAAAAUAAAAACAAUAACACCGAAAUCUCCUGUUUUGAAAACGAAAUUGUCCUGGAAAUAAAACAAUAAAAUCUUGACUGUACCCAUUAUGUUUCUGUGUGUGUGUUUUGUCUUUAAUAGUUAAUUCCUUCCGUGGAAAUAUCUAUGCUGUCUAUGCAUCUAACUUUCAACAUCUGCUGUUAUUGGCUUUAUUCAGUUUUUUUUUUUUUUAUUAUUUUAUUUCAUUUUAUUCUAGAGGUUUUUCUAAAACUAGUGUUAACCAGCAGUGCCAUAUGUCCAUGAAAUAAUUUUCAUUUGUUGUUUACCUUUGUUGGAAUCAUUCAGAGGGAUUAUUUAUUUGUUAAAUACUUCAGGUAUGUUUCAGCUCACUCUCAAAAUAUUACUGUCAAGUGAAAACCACACUCUGCAUUGGGAAGAUGACAUUUCUAUUAAAGAAUUAUUGUUAAAAGUUAUUUUAGGUUUGUGUUUUAAGUUUUAAAUGUUAAUGACACAGUAUAGUAAUAUAGCAGUGUUUUCUUUGCGAUGCCAAGUGUGUGGUUUUUGUUUCAAAGUAAUAUUGCGGAUGGGGCUUACUCACACCUAAAAGACACGUAAAGCCAUCGCUAAUUCAUCCCUUGUCUUAUGGAAAUGUUGAUUAGAUUCUUAGAUAAAUGUAGCUUUAAGUGUAUUUUGUAAUUGUAUAUAUUGUAUACUGUAUGAGAUUUAUUGUAAAAUUUCUUUGUUUUGUUAAAUUAUGUACAUACAUGAAUGCCAAGAUAUGAGAUGUUGAUAUUGUUGUGUUUAAUAGAUUUCAUAGUUACAUUACAUGUCAAAUAUAUACCACAAGUAUUAUUAAAUUUUACUUUUUUUUUCCUUCCUGCUUUAUGUGUAGUAGGUAUAUUUAUUGUAAUUUUUGAAUGCCAUUGCUAAGUAUCCUUUUGUCCUUACUUAAAUAUGUUAUGAUUGUUUUUUAUAUAAUUUUUAUUGGUGCCAGUGUUUAGUGUUCACCAACUAGGGCAUUUUCUAAUGAAUGUGUGAGGCUUGCUUUAAGUUGGAUUUGAGAUCAAUUACAAUUCUUUAUUUUGGAGAAUCUGCACACAUUUAUAGGGGCUGGAAAAAUGAGCAUCUAUUUUUUUUUUCCUAAUUAGCAUUUAUGAUUUUAUAAAUAUGUUAUUGUAAAAUUAGUUUUUUUGCUCUUAUUAUUUACAACCCAAAUGUUUGAAAACUCAAUAUUAAUGCAUACAAAUACUACCUACAAAACACAAGUAACACUCAAUUACAAUUUUUCGCAAAAAAAAAAAAAAAAACUAUUUGUUUAUUCCUUUCUAGAUUUAAGUCACAAAAAAAUUCAAAUGCUGAUGUUCAAAAAAAUUGGUAGUGCAAUAUGUUUGCAAACAUUAGUCACAGGUUUAAUUUAUGUAAAAUUCACAAAUCAAUUGGAUUAAUUGAAUUUAUUUGAGGAUGAAAUCAAUUGGAUUAAUUGAAUUUAUUUGAGGAUGUCUCAAAUGCAUUUAACAUGGCUGCAUCACAGACAUACGGCAAUAUCACAAACUAGUGUACAGAAACAAUUACCACAUGGCCAUGGGUAAAGUGUAACAUUUAAGGGAAUGCAAGUGUCUAGUCCUGCUGUGGUCACUACUGUAAUUAUCUUCAAACUCCCGUUAAAGUAAACUGCAAGAGUGCAAUUGGUUUUGUUUUUAUCUUUCGUCCUAAAAGCUACGGCCACACAGGGCGCUAUGCUCGCUAUGUUUGAGAUGUUCGCUACGCGAGUGAAAUACAGCCAGCUGCAUCUCAGGUGUCGUUGGCCACUCAAAGCUGUGUUCACUGUGUUAACGACUUCGCCAGGUGAUUGGUUCUCGGCUGACUUUGCACAUGCACAGAUAAACAAAAAAAUUUGCGUGGGAUUAUGCUAUACUUCUGCGUUUGCUUUUUAUGAAAUUAAAUUCCUCUCAGUAUUGUGCUUUUAAUUGUCAAGUCAACAGAAAAUUUAACUGGGUAAAAGAUUACGAAAAUAUUCAUGUUUAUGGAAUAAAUCGAUGGAAGAAUAUAGAAGGCAGAAAAUGCAGGAAAAUGCUUGGGAUUUGAUUCCAAGGGAAUGCUAUCAUAUCAAACUGAGUUGAAUUUAUCCUGAAAUAAUCCAUAAAUUUGGUUUUGUCCUCACGAGCAAUUGCUUCAUCAAAUGAUGAAAUUCUUCAAAUUCUUUUGUUUUUAUACUAAAUUCAUGAACCCAUUUAUUUUUUGUUUACAUACUGUGAGAGCCAGCAGAAUAUUGUCUUCGGAAUCAUCACUCAAAUCACAUGGUAUGUGUGUCUCCAACAUCGUGAACUAGAUUAUCCUGUCUGGCCACUUGGGGCAGUGAACAUCGCGAACAUAUUGUAGCUUUCUGUGUGGUCUCAGCUUUGGGCUGAAACUCUGCAACAAAUAUGGUGGUGUGUAGUAGUUUGUGUAUUGACUGAAGUGCUGAUAGUCUUAAGUAACAAACAUACAUUAAAAAAUAUAUUUAUUUUGAAUGAUUCUGGCAAUGGAGAAGAUUGAUUUGAAACAUUUUUAUGGGUUUCAUUACUGGUAUUCAGUGAAUGUUGUAGAGAAACCACAAGAAUGGACAAAAAAUUAAUACACAAAUGCACAGAUUUUGGUUGUUUUUCGGCAUGUUUGUGUACUAUAUUUAUCUUGUCCAUUCUUGUUGUUUCUCUAUUAUAUACAGUGAAAACCAGCAAUUGGGUAUGUCUGUAAAAAUGUUUAGAGAUAAAAAAUAUUUAAUUGUACAGUAGAAUCUCGUUAUAGCGAGCACGGUAAUAGCGAGAACACGGCUAUAACGAGGUAUUUUUGAGGAAUUUACGGCGUGAUAGCUUGAAGCGCGCUUUUGUUAUUUGUCUGCUUUAUCUCCACCCCUCUCGCUCGCCACUAGACAUCUUGCCGUUGACGCCUGUCACAUUCUUCAGCCGUGCAGUCGUCACCUAAGUGCGUGGCUUUAAAAAUUGAAUCCCAUCCUUUCUUUCUUUUAUCAAACUUCCGUUAGUUAUUUGUGCCGUGUGUAGACAGAGUUUGAGAUUGGAACAGAAACAACGUAAAAGUAUUUUUUACAAAUUAGAAAUAUGUAUGUUUUUGUUUUUAUAAUCUCGUAUUUUCACUUUUUUUUUUUUUUUGUUAUCUUAAAAGAGAUAAUAUGGAAAAGCCGCUCUAAUGAGAAUUAAAUGUUUCUUGGUUAACAAAAACUAUUAAUUAUCAAAUAUUGUUAAUUGUUUAUAUUCUAUUUAUUAUUAUUUACGCGACGUCAUACUGUACGCGUACGCAAUACGACUGGAUUCGUUGCUGCAACAUAACAUAGCAUGUUAUGUGGUAUCAGAAGUAACGAGUUACGUAACGAUAGUAGCGAGUACUAAUUGUUAUAGUAACGAAUACAUACGGGUACGCAUUUUUUCGUUACUUUUACACCUCUAGUAGGCACUACCAUAUUUAUUUCCGAAUCGCUAGGGCAGUUUUCUAGUAACUUUUGUUGGGUGGUGAUGGUUUGAGUUUAAUGCCAAAUUUAUUUCCUAAAAAAGUUGACAGGUUAAUUUAAAUGAAAAAAAGUAUAGUUUUCCAGCGACUAUUACGUUUGAGGUGUACGUGCGUUGCCGCAGCCGCACUCCUGCUUUUUUGUAAGGAAUUACAGACCUGCCAACUCUCACGAUUUUGGUGUGAGGCUCACGAUUUUAAGGUCCAUCUCACGCCCUCACGCCAAAAUAGUGUUUCCUCAUGAUUUUUCGGGGCCCCAAGAUUUUGUUUGUAAAAGUUACAAAACAAGUUUUACGAAAGCUUACAGUAACGAGUUUCCAUCAAUAUUCGAGUCACGUAAAGGAAGCAAUUUUGCGUUUUGUAGCGUGUGCCGUGCUGAUUUUUCUAUCUCGCAUAGUGGAAGAGGAGACAUUGUGAAACAUGUCGCUACAAAAAAAAACACAACUAACACGUGAAGUGUAUUGCUUCCAAUAAAAAAAUUAAUUUUGCUGUGAACUGUGAUGAUAGUGUUAAACGAGCAGAAUGUUAUUUUACAUCUUUUUUUAGUUGCGGCCCUGCAUGAUCACUACACGACAGCGCUAAAUUAUGUUCAACUAAAUUAAAUCUGCAACCUAUAAUUUGUUGAAAUAAAUUUUGAAGUAGAUACCAUGUAACAUAUGUACAGGUAUGUCACUUAAAUUUAAAGAUUCUCAUUUGUUGUUUUUUUAUAUCUAACCUGUUUUAUGGGCCUGAAAAUUUUUAUCGAGGACCUCAUGAUUUUUUAAAUUUGAAUGUUGGCAGGUCUGGAAUUAAAUCGUCGCGCUACACUAGCACCACCUGUUAGCUACAUCCCGAACCAACAUGGCCGCCAGCAGACAGCCCACGUCGACGAUAGAUAGCAGGACAAUGCUGCGUCGGCCGCGGGCUGAGAUGCUAUACUUAUGUGGCGUGGUAGGGUAUUUUGGUUAUUUUGACGCAAUCGGUGAUCGCAUCCGUACUUAUGGGGUAUCGUUUUAAAGAGAAUUCACACAUCUGCUCACAGAAAUUAAGAUUUCGUUAAUAUAACCUGUUAUUUUCCAAUUAUACAGGUUUAAACACAAUUUUUAUGCUAUUUUUGGUUAAUUUUUAUUUUUUUGGGGCCAAAAAUUGUCCAAUUCGGUUAUAGCGAGGAUCAAACCCGGAACCGUGACACCUCGCUAUAACGGGACUCUAGUGUACAUGCUUUGUGUGUCUGCCAAGUAAGAAUAUGGGGUCAGUCGGGGUUGUUUCUUUCCAAUUUUGGAAAUAAAUAACUAAUGUGUUGUUGCAUUUAUAAUGGGUAUUUUAUACAUUAACUAAUUCAAAUAAAAAUAUGCUGUUAUCAAAAAAUUAUCACAAAAAAAAAUAGAAUGUAAAAUGUACAUUAACAAACAAAAUAGCAUCUAUAGCAAGAUGAUAUUCUUUUCUGGCCCCUAUACAUUAUACCCUCGGAAGAGAGCCAUUUAUUUUGCACAGUUUCCUUAUUUGAUCAUUUUCUGCUCAUCAGCCUUGAGCGAACCAUGCAUUUUGAUUGGAGGUCUGCUUACUUGUAAUAAAACUUGAGUAUUUGUUAACAUGAGUACUUUAUAAUGCUCGCUAGUGUGAUCUUGCUGAUGAUGGGUGUUCCACCGAAAAGUUAAGUGGAGCACUCGACUGCGUGCACCUAGUUUAGAGCGGUGGUACGGUGACUUCAGAAUUCCAGACUCCGCAUCGUCAAGAAAGUGACAUAGUUGCAGACGAAGAAGAAGAAGAUGGUGCCAAGACAACUUCAGUCAUGUACAUCAACUGAUGCACUCAUCUGCUUGCAAGAUCGUCACAAAUGUGACUUCAGUUAAGAUUUAACAGAUUAACAUCAGAAAAACUAAUUUUAAAAUAUUUAAAAAAAAAUUGCAAUAUAUAAUGAAAAGUAACUUAUGUAUUCCUGUAAAUGGAAUUAAUUAAUAUUGAAGGAUACAUCUAAAGUUAGUCUUUAAUGUAUUUGUGAAAGUUUUGUUUAAUAGCAGUCUUAUAAGAUGGUUAAUGAAUUUUUUUAAUGCUAUACCUUUAAUUUAACCCUUGCACCCUUGCGAAGUAUUAAAAAAAAAAUCAUUUAAAAAACGUUGAUUUGUAUUGCCAGUAAUGUUGUAACAAUGUAUUGCUAGAAAUUACUCAAUAUAGGUUUGCUUUCGAAAUAGUUAACCAACUUUCCACUGAUGCCCUACAUGUCAAUGUGAUGCACAGUGUGUGAUCUUUAAAGUUUGAUAGAUUUCUAUAAUUUCAAACCAGUCAAAUUCUUACGUUUUUUUAUCUUAUAUAAAUUUAUAUGUACCAAAGAGUAAAAUUUUAUUUUAAAGUGGAAUGUAAGAAACUGUAGGUAUAUGAACUGUACUUGGUUCUACAGUAUUUUUCUUUCGUGACGAUGGACAGCUACACAAUUUAAAGAUUCUACAUUAGGUAUUUUUGUUUUGCAAACAUUUUUUAGCAGCUUAUAUCUAGAGAUGUUCAAAGAUUCAUAACCUUAAAAAGUUUGCAUUUGGGUGUUGGUUAAAAUUUUAUAACAAAAGGGGUUUUCUUUGUUUGUUUGUUGAUUCAACUAGAGUAUCCUGCUGCAAAACAAUUCAUUUUGAUGUGGCAUGAUGUGAAUCCAAAAAAAAAAAAAUUUUGGUCAGUAGAUGACACUAAAGUUGGAUAAUGUACCUGAAGAAGAGGUUACAGGUGUUACAGAUAGUUUAAGGGGACCACCUGGCUGGGCCGAGAGAGCUCUAAAAGCAUGAUAGCAUCAAGUGUGAUGGUGGCUCGCGUUAUCAAAUGCCACUACGCAGUCUUUGCAUCGGUAACAUUACUGUAUGGGACUUACACUAGUAGAUUAAAAAUUAAAAAUAAAUGUAUGCUCAUAUACAGCUUAAAAUGUUGUGUAUUAAAUUUCUGUUUUAAUUUGUAUCGUAGGUUUUGUUGUUUUUGUCAUCCAAAAAAGAUUACACCCGUAGGACCAUGGAAAUGUUUUUCAUAAACAGAUAUAUCUUAUUAAUCUUGAGCAGUUUGUUACUGGCUUGUGGUACGUUUGGUGCUCUGCACUCUAUUUAGUGGCUCAGCCAGGUGGUCGCAUCCCACAGAGUUGGAAGGUAUUCAUUUCUUACGUAUGUUGUGCUAUGUUUGUGGGAACUGUAUUAGAGGAAUCAAAUUAUUAGCUCAGUGAAUGUGUUUAUGGGUGGUGCUAAUGUUCACUCCAUUUAAUUCAUCCCACUGUGUGAGCACAAUUUGUAAAACCUGACGUCUUGUUAAUGUGCGACAGUGAAGGUCAUCUUUGAAGUAACCUUAAUAUGAGUUUGAAGUACAUAUUUGUACAUAAUGCAUAUCAAAUAGUACAUAAUGUAGUCAUUUAACAUUUUUUUUGUAUCUAUAUAAUUCUAUUUGUGACAUGAACUUUGUAAGUUAUAAUUUUUAUAAACUUUAAUGGGUAUUUGUCCCUGUCAUUAUGAGUUCUUCAAAUUUCUAGCAAUAGCAUGCUGUACCUCCCAGCCAUUUUAGACCUGUUAAUUGACUUGAAAACUGUAACACCUUUAAAAAAAACACAUACAUGUAAUUUAUGCUGACUUACAAAAACUUUGGCUGGAUAAUAGUUUAAAAUUAAAGCUUUUAGAAAACUGUUGAGGGUAUAUGGGCUGUGGUCAACUUAAAACUCCUGGCAUUUUUAUUUGUAUUUUUAGUGCCAGCUGGACAGUUGUUUGUGAACCUUUCAUAAGGUGCUUACGAAAACCAACCUCAUUCAUUAGGUUAACUCAGUUUACUCGAUCAUGGUGGGUUAACCGUCCAUUACUCUCCAAACAAGUGAACUUAUUUUUUUUUAACACAAAUUUUGGAAUGGUUGCAUUUCGUAAAUCAGGAUGAUUUUUAAUGUUUUAUGUGUUAUGAUACACAGUUGAAUUUUAUGAGAAUUUUCAAUAAUAUAUUAGUGUAUUUUGUUUACAAAAACCAUGAAUGACCAAUUUUUAUUUUCAUCAAAAUGUUAGACUAUAUAAUUUAUGAUCUUGUCAAAUACUAUUACUUGAAGUAAUUUUUAUAUUGGUUUCCAUUGUCUGCCACUCUUUUAAGUAUUUUGUUAUUCAAUUUACUCAACUUACCCUACGAUUGUGCAAGGUUAACCCUAGGUUAUUGAGUAAAGGGUCGAGUGAACCUGAUACUGAUUAUCGAAUGUGGGUUAAAUGCUCUGGGUUACUCAGAUUGAACUAACAUGGAAUGCUUGGGUGGGGUGGGGGGGCAUUUCCCCCUUCCCUCCCUCAAAAUGAAAUAUUGCAUAUUCACCUGGUGGUAAGGUUUUUGUAAGCCCCAAUUAUUUAUAAAUGGUAUUUGCAGAUCGAAAGCUUUAAUUCAUACGUUAUAUGUAUUUACUGUUAAAACCUUUUAAAUUCCUUUGGGUAUAAACUAGACUGUAUGUAUCUACGUAUCUAGUUGUUCCUUUUCUGAGUGGUUUUGAAGAGUAAAAGAUUAAUUAUGUUAUGUAGUGUCACUCUUCAUCUCUUCCAUUUACACAUUCAUCACACCGGUGUUCCAUGAGUAGUAAGUAGGGUAGUGUUGGUCUCUAGUUGUACAGAGCUCUCCAAAUUACACAUGACAAUACAAUCUUAUAACGUUCUUUAUGUAAUAGUGUGUGAUAUAAUCCGAGGAUUGGCAUAAAAUAGCUUUAUAGACUGUUAAGAGAAUAUUAAUUUUGUGCUGUGAAAUGUAAUUGUGUGUUACCAGUAAUAAGCAUUUCAACAUAAAAUGUAUUAUAAGAAUGUGUGUGUAAUGCAUACUUUUUAUUCAGAAUAAAUAGUGUGCUAUAAAAAUAGAUUUUCGACCCAGAUUUAGGCUAAAAAUUAAUAAUAUGAAAAUACUCAUAUGAAAUUUGCUAAAUUAUCGAAUUUUUAUUCCCUUUAUUUACAGCAGUUUUACUCACAUUUUUAAACAAUUGUAAUGUAUAUCUUUAUUCGGUACUAUGUCUUGCUACAGAAUUUUUAUUUUACUGUAUGUUGAUACCUCUACACCAUACGAGAAUGAUGUACACAAGGAGAGCGAGGAAAAUGAAUGCAGUUUAAAAAAUACUACUUUCCCCAUAUGUAAAUGCUUUGCAUAUUAUGAUAAUACAUAGUUAAUUACAGGGAUUUUUAACUGAUUGUGAAAUUCUUUAGAUUUGCCACGUAAGUGAUCCUAACAGUUUCACUACUGCAGGGUCAAUUUGUGUAAUGAAUUAUUAGGGGUUUUUUUUCCAGUGGUAUCUUGCUCUAGUAAAUAGUUGGCACUAUCGUGUCCAAGCAAAUUGUGCCAGUAUAGACUAGUGCUCUGGGUGUUUCUCAAAAUACAGUAUUCUAAACAUAUCUAGAUCAAUGUAUAUACAUGUGUUUGCUUGUAAUUAUGAGCAAUUGAGCAUGUACAUACAGUUGUGUGUAUCAUGGAAAUAACAUGUAUCGUGUUAAGUGUCUUGAGUUACUUGUAUUUUUACGAGGGCACAAUAAUGAGGUACAUGUGUUUGGCUGGAGAGUGGAUGACUGAAGUCUUUGCUGUAUGUUUGUGUUCUCACGUACUCUGCGAGAGAGCGCUUAGUAGUGUGCCUAGCCGAGGUGGAGGUAUUGUCUGGUCGCCAACGCAAAACACCUUUGUUCAUCGGUUUGCAAGUAAAGCUGUACCACUCUAGCAACAUCUGGAAAAUUCUGCAUGAAUAAUUUGAAGGUGUUGCAGGAGUUUUUUUUUUUUUUUUUGUUCUUUUAAAAAUUUCUUAAGUCAUCUAUUCAGAAACUUUUUUUAUAUAUAUACACAUAUUUUAGCUUUUGGUUUCAGUCUGUGAGUAAUGCAGAUUUAUUGAUAACUUAGUCAGACAAGUUAUGAAAAAAAAAAUUUUUGUGACAGUGUGCUUCCACAUAAUCUAAUUAAUUGCCUUUCUACAUGCGAAGAUGUAAAUUUGAGGUAAUGGUGGCGGUAAUUUCUACUGUUCAUGAAUUUUUCUGAUAGGCAUAACCUUCCUUCACAUUCCAUUCAGAGUAAGUUCUUAGGCUGGGUUUUAAAUUAUGCGAGAACACAGGAAUCAUAAAAAUUUCCGUAACUACAUUUUCAAACACGCAUUCAUAAACUAUGAAAGAUGCAAAAACACAAGUCAAGCAUAUGCUAACUUUCAACUUUUUGCAUUUCCAUCUUUCAUAUUUCAAGUGAAGUGUUCCGAAAACUUUUAAAGAUGAGUAACCAUGAGAUGUCAGAGGUUAGCCUGGUAUUUUCUCAGUUGUGGGUAAUUUUUAUUGCUCUGUUGUGAUACGACAGGAGAAAUUUGCAGUAGACUGGUGACGGUAUUGUCUGUGGAACCUGCUGUAGCCAAAGCAUGAAUAUGUUGUAGCAUAGUAUAUUUCAUAAACAGUGUCAAAAGCUGUAUACAUAUUACAAUGGGCUUAGUUUAUGUUUAAACUUAAGCUGUAAUUACUACACUGAAUAAAUAAUUUUAUGCAAUAUGAUUUAUUGGUAACAACUGUAUCUGCUUAAUGUGAACCAUGAACAGAUGUGAUGUAGUCAAGUUACAGGAAGUUAGAGAGUUCAAAUAUAAUACAUUUGUUAGGCCUGUGUGAACAUCAUUUAUUUUAUGCAAAUCGAAUAUUUAGUAUAUUUGCAAAGUCAAAUUGAGUAGUUUUCUUGGCAAGGUGGUAUUACACUAAUUUUGUAUAAAAUACUGUAAUGAAGUAAACAAUAUUUUAAUGUUUGUAAUGAUUAUAAAAGAAAUGACACUAUGUUUAACACCAUUCAAUAAAAAUAAUAAUAACCAUGCAUAUUUUUUUUGCAUUCAUAAAAGUAGAUGUUUGAUUUUUUUUUUUUUUUUCAGUAACUGACUUUAUUCGCAGCAAAAAUAUAUAUAAUUCGAAAAAAUAAUUCUUUUUCAUGCUAUAAAAAAUGUGUGUUAAACAAGGUUUUUUCCCAUUUAAAAAAAUGACAUUUUCAAAUGUCACAUGAAGUACUAAAAUAUAAUCUUAAAAAUAUUGUAAAAUUUAUAUUAACCUUUGUAAUAAACAAAAAGCUAUCCCAUAAUUAAAAUAAAUACUAAAAUAUAAAAAAAUUAUCAGCUGAAACCCUUUAUUGUCAGACAGCUUAUUAUUUUGUUGGCCCCAUACUGUGUAUUGGAACACUAAAAGAAUGAAAUUGAUAUCCAUAUUUCUUUGCUUACAGUGUGACAUGUAUCCUAGGUUGGUGUUACUUUAUAAUAAGCAUAAAUGUAUAACAUGUGUUCUGAGAAAUAUGCUUUAGGGAAUGUUAAACUGUGAUUUAAAUGUCAAACGUAUGUUAAAAAACUGUGAAAAAUGGAAAAAGUAAAAAUCAAUGUGAAUAUAUUUCCUCAUGUUAAUGUGGCUGAUCAUACCACUCAAACAACUCUUUACUUUAGUUAUGAUCAUCUGCACUUGUGAAAUUAAAAAGCAAAAUUUCAAAACUAAAAAUUGGGGCUUAUAACUGAGAAGCAGCAGUUCUUAGGCAUUCAGUUUUUGUUGCUAAAGCUUAGCAACAAACUCUAAGCUCUCCAUCACAUUUGAAGCUUCAAAUAGAAUAGAAAAUUUACUAGCAAAGUCAUAUUAAAUAUUAAAAAGAUCUUUAAUGAUUUGCUCAGUUGAAUUAUCGCACAGGCCUAAUAGAUAUUUAAAUCAUAAUGCCUUUAUCAAGAUCUAUCUUUUUUUGUGUAAAAUUAUGAAUGUAAAUAGAUCCGUACAUGCCUUGUUCCCUGGACUAUUAAUUAGUUUUACUAAAUACAGUAAAUUUAUAAUUGUUUAGUAUAAAAUUUAUAUUGUAAGGAAAUAUUUGGAGUAUAAAUGUCACAAGUGAUGUCAUAAUAUGACAUGCGUUAUGAUUUUGGUGUUAUACUGUAAAGGCUAAAUUAUAUGGAGCAAAAAUCCUUAAAAUAUUAAUAUGUAGUUAAUGUAUUUUAUAUUUUGGUAACUUGAUUGCAUGUUUUGUACAAGCUUUGUUCUUUGUGUGUAUAGCACGUAGUUUUGUCGACAUUUUCUUUCCAAUUCUGCAAAAAUCAUAAACUAUAAAAAUACGAAGGUUUUUUGGUAGCCUGUAUUAUGGCAUCACAUAUUUUACGUUCAGAGAUGACCACUGGUGUCUCAUCUUAAUAAAUAUCUGCUCAUUUUUGCAAGCACAGUUUGUGUGUAACAUUAGGACCUUGCAAUUAGUCGUAUUACGUUAUAAACUUAUAAUGAAAUAUCUGUUUCUGUUAACAUAAUAUUUUCCAGGUUGUUUCUUUUGAUAAAGAAUAAGUAGGUAUCGUACUUCUACUGUUGAGAUGUAUUUUUGUUUGUUUCUCUUAUAAUGCUCGAUGCUCAUAAUAAUUACAGUAUUGCUAGAGUUCAGUUUAUAAUACAUACACGUACUACAUCCAAAUGUCUACCGCUCCAUGAACGGCCGAGACUGUGUAUUCCCAUACCUUACUUAAUUCUUCGCCUUUUGAAUUUGAUGACACACACUUUCCGCGUAGCACAUAACUUCGCAGUAGUCUUGCACAAUUGAUGUGUGCACUGCAGUGUUUUAAUGAUUCUAAAUUAAAAUUAGGGUGCUGUACACGGAUGUAUUAGGCAUAGGCUAAUGAGUAGCUGCUUAUUGUACUUGACUAUGUUUUCCUGCAAAAUAUUUUACACUCUUUUCUCUUCCUUAUUACUUUAAAGCUUAAUGCAAACAUUCCUUAUUAUUAUAUUUUGAAUUUUUUUUUUUAAGUUGUGAUAGUUGUAAUGGCCUUGAAGAAAAUUUUAAAGGGCAAAGUGAUUGUGAUGUUGACAGCUGAUUUGCUAAGAGGUAAGGUAGAUUUUCAAUGAUCCAUCACUUCCAUCCAUUACCAGUCCGUCUGUCAACUGGCUGACAAUUUCAUAGCACUCUGCAUGUUCUUCGCAAUAUUUUUCUACUUGGACGCUGCCAAUUGACUAGAAGGCUUAAACUUUAGAUAAAAUUUCUCUUAUAAAGUUACAUUAAUUUGACAAUCAUGUAAGCAAAUCAUUUUUUUACUCAAUUUAUUCACAAUGACAUUUUUUUUUUUUUAAUAUUUUAAGUUCUAUACAUUAGUAAUAACAUUUAAUGGAAGCAGCUAAACAAAUAAACAAACUUAACCUUUCAAGAUAAUGAAAGGUGCCGGCAAUAUAUUGCAAACAUUUUGGAGGUUAUUAUUUCAUCUGUCAAAAGUUAAAGUUUGGUAAGGUUUUGACUGAUAUAAUUUUACAGGCUUUCCGAUUGGCUUUGAGGUCACGUGAUCGAGAUGGACGGAUGCAGUGGAUCAUUGCGAGUCCAUCUUUACGAUGCAUGUGGUAGAAGCUGGCAGUGCAACCAAUGCCUUCCAAGCGCACAACCAGGUGUACUUUUAGAUCAGCUUCGUUCUGCAGAUUGAUUUAUGAUUAUUUAAGCACACGGCUUGUACAUUCAUGGAUCAAUCUAAUUAUGUGUAGUACAUUUGUGUCGUAAGGCUGCCUACUACUAGCCUUGCCUUUGAAAGUUGUUCAGCAUAUGUGUACAUGUGUGUGUAUGUGUAACAUUAUUGGUUCUGCUAGAUUUUUUACACUAUUGGUGGCCUCAAGUUGUUAAUAUUUAAAUGUUUGGGAGUCAGCAUUCCUUUGUGCUAAGGGAGCCAUCAAGCCUUCAACAACUAUAUAUAUAUUAUAUAAAUAUUUAUCUGAAUUCAGAUAAACAAAUUCUGUGAAUAUAAUGUACUGUUAUGUAAUGUAGGAUAGACACUUUCCUUGUAAAAUAGUCCCAUCAGUGAAUAUUGGUAUUCUCGGUGUUAUCAUGUUACGUACACAAAAUUGUAAAUAUACUUGUUCACUUAGAGCUGGGCAUUUUGUCAUUUCCGGAUCGUACAAUUCUCUUUUGAACUAAAAAAGAAUGGAAACUUCAAAAUUGCAGUCUUGUUCUGAAGUUAGCACUGUCAGAACCAUCAAGUGGUUCAAGUAGGUCAUCAGAGUUGCAGAAACCUGCAAUAACUAGAACUGCCAGCGGUAAUGUAUCAUGGCUGUCUUUAUUUGCAUGAUCUAGCACAGCGAUGGUCGACUAGAGAACCAGGCACAUUAGAAUUAAGUGAUUUA